Spodoptera exigua (beet armyworm) is the source of this 1530-nucleotide messenger RNA. NCBI's taxonomy places the organism in Eukaryota, Metazoa, Arthropoda, Insecta, Lepidoptera, Noctuidae. The record is from the annotation of a GenBank genome assembly.
AUGGACACAGCAGCCUUGGUCUGGCCAAGGCAGCUGUGCCAUAUUGCAUUUGCCCCGCAACCUACGAGGCGGCCAGACUCGAGCGUACGGCGCGUAGCGUUUCGCGCGCGCCUCCAAGAGCCAAUAGACCACCACAGACAGCCCUAUAGGGCUGAUGUUCAGCCAAGGUUGCGGGGUAAGCGCAAUGAGGCACCGCGACCUCGGCCCAGAGCAGGAGAUGGAACAGGGGGGUUUUUACCGAAAGCAUGGAAGAAGAUGCAAAAGAAAGAGCGAGAAGCCUGGCUCGUCCAGAGGAUAGAAGAGUGGAGAGCGGAAAAAGAAGCUGAGAAACAAGCAAUCCUGGCGGGGGCAAAGGAGAAACGCGCUGCCCUUCAGAGGGAGCGCAAUGAGCUGAUGGCAGCCGAACUAGCUGAGCAAGAAGUCAGGAGAGAUCUGCUUCAGAAGACCGUCAAUUUGUUUCAAAGUUUUGAAAGGCAAAAAAUGAGGUACGAACAGAAAAAGCAAGAGGUAGCAGAGUGGCAGCAAUAUCUCCGGUGUGAUGGGCUCCCGGACCCUCGCGUGGUGACAGAACUGAACACCUUCCUCCACCUCUGGAAGCAGAACGAAAAAUCUGAUGAUGACGAACUGGACAAGAAAUUCGUGGAAGUUCUCCCGGUCGGCAAACGAGCUUUCGGAUCACCUGAUGGUAAGCAAUCAACGCCGCCUAUGGACACCCGCAACAACAGAGGAGUUGCAAGUACGUUGCCAGGCCUUUUGGAGAUGGAGGGGAAAGUUUUGGCCUCGGGUAAUCUCACUCACACAGCGAAACACAACGCUGCGACUCCAGUCGAGAUUUUGGAGAUGCUUGAAAUCAUUCUUCAUAACUCAAGACGGUUUACACAGAGGCAGGUCAAUAAUUAUGAGGAGGUCCGUUUAGCUCUUAGGGCGCAACUAGCCAGCGCUAUAGAAAUGGCAUCUUAUUCCCUUCUUCGAAACAUUGAGAAAAACCUAGUAUUUGAAUCAACGAAAGUGGCGACUUACCAGAGAGAGUUCAAGGGAAUGCGGUUGAACAUUUGGGUUGCUGUAAAAUGGCCUACGAAGAAACCGAAACCAGUGGAACAUGAGCCGGAACCUGUAGAACUGUCUUUUCCGUCAAUGAAAGUAUCAGUGAAAUUACCGAAGAUAAUAGACGGGUCCUGCGUGUGCGUACGGGCGGCUCGCUCCGAAAUCGAUCUGCUUAGCGAACUAUCAAAAAGUUUCGCUCUAAAAGCUGAUAUUCCGAACAGAUAUCAAGAUCUUUUUAUAUUUAGUGUAAAAGAACUAAUUGAAUCUCAAAAGUUGAAAAAGUUUCAAGACGAGACGAGAGCCAAGUUCUACAAGGAUGUCCGUGACAGAGUGCGGGAGUUGGAGGCUUAUAUAAAAGCUAAUCUAUAUUUGAAAAAUGAAAAAGAGAAAGACGAAUUGGAUAACUUGAAUAUGUCGGAGCCGGCAUACAUGCCUCCACCUAGAGAACAAAUAGCCGCUGAAUGCGGAUCUGUGGUGGAGUGCUGA